CUCCCCCCCCUGUCCUCCAGGUGGGCCGGGCUCAGGGAAGGCUGUGCAGUGUGAGAGGAUGGAGGAGAGGUUCGGGCUGCGUCGUCUGUCUCCUGGUGACAUCCUGUGUUCUGAACUACAAUCUCAUAGUGAGAGAGGACGUUACCUACAAGACCUGCUGGAGAGGGGGCAGAUUCUACCUGAGGACACGAUGCUGGAGCUGCUAUGUGAGUGUGUGACGUUAUCUCUGCGGCACGGGAGGGGCGUACUCGUAACCAACUUCCCCCGAGACCUACGACAAGCUCUGGAGUAUGAAGCUAAGAUGGGGGAGCCCAGUGCUGUGGUGCUGUUGGACUGUUCCCCUGACACUAUGUUCUCCAGGCUACAGUGUCCUGUCCUGUCCCGCUCCGCCCCCCAAGCCACAGGCAGCCACCAAGAGAGAGACAGACACAACAGCAGGAGGGUAGAGGGAUUCAACAGCAACUGCCAACCUGUGACAUCACACUACCAACCCAAGAGGCUCCUACACAAGAUUGAUGCCGAGAGGUCUCCUGAAGAGGUGUUUGCUCAGAUCUGUCAGGCCAUGGACUCCUGCUAGAGGAACCCACGCAUCUCUACAUCAUCACUACCACCGCCCCAGAGAUCUAACUACUACCACCACCCCAGAGGUCUAUCUACUACCACCACCCCAGAGGUCUAUCUACUACCACCGCCCCAGAGGUCUAACUACUACCACCACCCCAGAGGUCUAUCUACUACCACCGCCCCAGAGGUCUAUCUACUACCACCGCCCCAGAGGUCUAUCUACUACCACCACCCCAGAGGUCUAACUACUACCACCGCCCCAGAGGUCUAACUACUACCACCACCCCAGAGGUCUAACUACUACCACCGCCCCAGAGAUCUAUCUACUACCACCACCCCAGAGAUCUAUCUACUACCACCACCCCAGAGGUCUAUCUACUACCACCACCCCAGAGGUCUAUCUACUACCACCACCCCAGAGGUCUAUCUACUACCACCACCCCAGAGGUCUAACUACUACCACCGCCCCAGAGGUCUAACUACUACCACCACCCCAGAGGUCUAACUACUACCACCACCCCAGAGGUCUAUCUACUACCACCAACCCAGAGAUCUAACUACUACCACCACCCCAGAGGUCUAUCUACUACCACCACCCCAGAGGUCUAUCUACUACCACCACCCCAGAGGUCUAACU
Molecule: messenger RNA, 1201 nt
Organism: Oncorhynchus masou masou (cherry salmon)
Lineage: Eukaryota; Metazoa; Chordata; Actinopteri; Salmoniformes; Salmonidae
Product: adenylate kinase isoenzyme 5-like
Exons: 4
Coding region: 59-577 (172 amino acids)
Biological process (GO): nucleobase-containing compound metabolic process
Cellular component (GO): cytoplasm
Molecular function (GO): ATP binding; nucleoside diphosphate kinase activity
Source: RefSeq, a predicted model, not a curated record